UUUAAAAAGAGAGAAAUGUUCUGCUGUAAGCCAAAGAGGAGAGAGUAUGACGUAGCAGUGGAGGAGGAAAUUGAUAAAGAGAGAAAUAAAGAUUCACAUGUUGAUACGGAUAAAGAUGGUAAAGAUAAUGUUAAUGAUAUUGAAUCUCCUAUUGAAGUGACUGUUACUGAAGUGACAGAGUCUGAAUUGAAAACCAGUCCCGAACAAAAUGGCAGUGUUAAGAAAACUGAGAACCAGACUGGGGAAGGGGAAACAGGGGAGAAAGCUCAAGUGGAGGAAAAAGAUUCAGAAAAGGUAGAUAAAAAGAGUCCUACUUAUAUGUCACAAAAGAGUGAAGAAAUAGGGGAAAAGAAAAAUCCGAGGUAUACGUCUCAAAUGAGCGUAACUAGCUCUUUAAGCAUACGUGAAGAAAUAAAUCGUAGUAGGGAACAAUUUUUUUCUAAUUCGUCUCUAAAUGACUUUAACUUGCAGGAAGAGAUAAGCAAAAGAUAUUCGGCAACCGAGGAAAAGUUUGCAGAACAUCAACGAAAAGUUCGACAAUUACGUGCACAGCGUGAACUAGAAGAAAACGUCAUGUCAGCAGAACAAAUGCAGCAGGCGGUCAGUCGUCUUGAGGCUGUAGCGGCAAGGCUCGAAUCGUUGGCAGUCACAGGUGUGAAAUCAGGCAGUCCAUCAGCACCAGCUUCAUCAGGCCCUGAUGUAGCAGCCCCAUUUGUAAAGGCUUUCGAUGCUGUCCUGGCAGGAGAAUUUGCCAAGUAUAUGACCCUUAGCGCUAAGAUUGGUGGUGACGUUGAAACCCAGGCCAAUAUGGUAAAAGCUUCCUUUCAGAGUUUGAGGGAUUUCCUUGUAAUUGCCUCAAAAAGCAAGAAACCUGCUCAGAACGUCUUGUCAGAGUUGCUUAGUCCACUUUCCCAGCAUAUCACAGCCAUUCAGGAAUUUAGAGAGAAGAAUAGGACUAGUCCUAACUUUAACCAUCUAUCAGGUAUCUCUGAAUCUAUACCUGCUCUUGGAUGGGUCGCUGUGGAGCCGACCCCAGGACCUUACGUGAAAGACAUGCAAGAUGCUGGUAUGUUUUACACUAAUAGAGUGGUCAAGGAAUAUAAAGAAAAAGAUCAGACUCAUGUUGACUGGACUAAAGCAUGGAAUGGAACCCUGAGAGACUUGAUUACCUACAUAAAAGAUGACCAUACAACUGGGGUAUCCUGGAACCCUCAGGGAGGAGAUGCAGCAGCUGCCAGCAAACCUGCAGCCGGUGGAGCACCACCCCCACCCCCAGGUCCACCUGCCCCACCACCCCCACCUCCCGCAUCAGCACCGGCGCCCUCUGGUGGGGGUGGAGGAGAUGAUACUCAUGCAGCUCUAUUUGCAGAAAUUAACAGAGGAACUGCCAUAUCAUCUGGAUUAAAGAAGGUCUCUGAUGACAUGAAGACUCACAAGAACCCUGCCCUCCGAGCUGGAAGCACAGUUACUAGUUCCACUGGGGUUCGAGCCGGUCCAGCUCCAUUUAAGGCAACUGCUCCUAAAACAGCGCCGAAACCAGGAAGUAAACCUACAGCCGCUCCUGCCGCUAAACCACCAGUGUUUGAGCUCCAGGACAAAAAGUGGAUAGUGGAAUAUCAAGUGGGAAAUAAGUCACUAAUCAUCGAAGAUACAAACAUUAAGCAAGCAGUGUAUAUCUUUAAAUGUCAGGAUAGUACAGUACAAGUAAAAGGAAAAGUCAACUCCAUUAUUUUAGAUAGUUGUAAAAAGGUAGCAGUUGCUUUUGACAGUGUAGUAUCUUCAGUAGAAUUUGUCAACUCACAGAGUGUGCAGGCACAGGUAAUGGGAAAGUGCCCUACAGUUAGUAUAGACAAGACCGAUGGGUGCAUGAUGUACCUCAGUAAAGACUCGCUAGACGCUGAGAUAGUCACAGCAAAAUCUUCCGAGAUGAAUAUCUUAGUCCCAAAAGAGGAUGGUGACUUUGUGGAAUUCCCUCUACCAGAACAAUUCAAGAGCGUUUGGAACGGCAAAAAGUUUACAACUGAUUGUACCGACAGUGUCUGAGAACUAGUGCAGCAAAAAAACUUAAAAACUUGCCUCGUUAUUUUCUACUUUUCUGUGCUUUCAUUCCAUGAUGUUUAAUGUUACAGACAUUUUUCAAUGAAGAACAAUGCUUGAUAUUUUGUAUACAUGUUUAACGUACAGAUGUAAACUUAUUCUUUUUUCCUACUAUAUGAGUUAUGAACAAAAAUUAUACAAGUUAUGUUUGAUUUAUAGAAAAAAAAGGAAAUGAAAAAGAUACAUUGUUUUAAUGCAGCAUGCAUCCAGAUUUAUGUUAAUUUUUAUGUAAAUUUUUUUAAAUGUUUUAUAAAGUAAAUUAUAGUCAAAUAAACAAAGAAAGUGAUUUACAUGUUUCAAGAGGCACUAAUAAAACCUGUGAAAAUAUACCAAAAAUAUGUCAGAAUAAGCAAGAAAAAAAAAACCCUCAUUGCUUUAGUCACACAUAUGGUGAUAAAUACUUUCAAAAUCAGUUACUAGUUGCAUAUAAUAUGUAAAAAAUUCCUUGAAUUUUAAAUAUUUUACUUUUCUUAAAAUUUCUCAAGACUGAUUUUCUUGAAAUAAAUUGGUUCUUUAAUAGAAACUGUUACUAUGGUAUGAGUUGUUAAAUUACAUAGGCAAUAAUCAUGAUUGUAUAUGUCAGUUUCAUAAGAAUUUUUAACUGUCAUAUGCACAGCUUAUUAUGAUUCUGUCAUAUCUUAUAUAUAAAGUAAGUAUAACAAAAUUUCAUUAAGCUCUUAAAUAAGUGUGUUUUUGUUGAAAAAUGCAUGACAGCCAAAAAGUGUCAUAAACGCUUGUUUGUAAAGCUUGUUCAAAAAAAAUUUUUUUUCCCCAAAAAUUGCAUCAUGCAAGUUAUUACACUUAUAUAUAUUUAAGAAAAGAAAUUUGUGUACUGUUUGUUGUUAAUUAAUUAAACAAGUUAAUUAAAUAAGUUAUUGGUAUGGAAGAAGCAUAUAAUGAGUUUCUUAAUUUCUUGCACGAAAAAUCUUAGAUUGAAGAACACCAAAUUUGAUAUUUUAUGAUAUUCUAUACUCUUGAACACCUGAGAAUAAGAUUUUUUUUUUUAUUUUCUUGACUAACAAUAAAGUACUACAAUCACCAAUAAGUUGGGCUC
Molecule: messenger RNA, 3151 nt
Organism: Ruditapes philippinarum (Manila clam)
Lineage: Eukaryota; Metazoa; Mollusca; Bivalvia; Venerida; Veneridae
Product: adenylyl cyclase-associated protein 1-like
Exons: 13
Coding region: 16-2043 (675 amino acids)
Biological process (GO): regulation of adenylate cyclase activity; cell morphogenesis; cytoskeleton organization
Cellular component (GO): cytoplasm
Molecular function (GO): adenylate cyclase binding; actin binding
Source: RefSeq, a predicted model, not a curated record